AUGGAGAGUACAGAACAGCUGACGCUCAGUGAUGCUGAGAGAGUUGCGGGGUGGGGAGGGGUGCACGCAGCCUCCGCGCGGCGCGCGGGCGGCGUGCGGCGCGGCGCAUCUGCUACGACCAGGCGCCUCGUCCCUCGAACGUCAGUCGCGCUCGGCCCGCGGUCGUGUCUGCACGCUUCAACGUUCUAUCUCGCCACGCAGCUCGCACGCGGAGCCCCAAAACGCCGCCACCGCCGCAGAGUCCGCCGUCGCCCCGCGGCAUGUGCACCUGACCCCGGCCUCAAUACCGCCUGCACCACGAUCCUCGCAUCAAGAACAAUGUUGCCGGCGCCCGCGUUUGUGCACAACCUCGCGACUCAUCACUCUCUGGAGGAAAAUAUAUGCGAUAUACCCGUACAUAUAUUUAUUUCUGUAAUGUUAUAAAAAUAUAAGAAAUUCAUAUAAA
Molecule: messenger RNA, 445 nt
Organism: Melitaea cinxia (Glanville fritillary)
Lineage: Eukaryota; Metazoa; Arthropoda; Insecta; Lepidoptera; Nymphalidae
Exons: 3
Coding region: 1-423 (140 amino acids)
Source: RefSeq, a predicted model, not a curated record